Messenger RNA from Gadus morhua (Atlantic cod), 6892 nucleotides. RefSeq names its product phospholipase C, eta 1 (gene plch1). Gene Ontology annotation, cellular component: cytoplasm. The record is from RefSeq and is a predicted model, not a curated record. NCBI's taxonomy places the organism in Eukaryota, Metazoa, Chordata, Actinopteri, Gadiformes, Gadidae. Gene Ontology annotation, biological process: phosphatidylinositol metabolic process; release of sequestered calcium ion into cytosol; phosphatidylinositol-mediated signaling. Gene Ontology annotation, molecular function: calcium ion binding; phosphatidylinositol-4,5-bisphosphate phospholipase C activity.
GUAGGUAGCAGCCCACACCAGUAGUGUAGUGAGGCUGGCCACUCUGGGUGAGAGUCAUCUAUCACUGACUGACUCAGUGCUCCAUGCUCCAUGGCAUGGCAGGCAGCACGCUGAAGCAGGACCGUUUCUGUGUACGGGACGAUACUUUGUCAGCUGCUUUCUCAUUCUGAAGGACAUUUUAAGAAAGGGUUCAAAGUCAGCGGUGGUCGGGCGACCCCCCCCCCGUUGUCCCUGGCACCAUGAGCUCCUGGGUGGUGAACAGGAACGGAGAGCCGCAGUACUGCCGCCACUUCCUCAACGACAACAGCGUCUUCCACGUGGAGCGAUGCAUGAGCGUGAUGCAGUCGGGGACCCAGAUGGUGAAGCUGAAGGCCGGCUCCAAGGGGCUGCUGCGGCUCUUCUACCUGGACGAGCACCGCUCCUGCAUCCGCUGGAAGCCCUCCAGGAAGAGCGAGAAGGCCAAGAUCACCAUUGAUUCGCUGUACAAAGUGACGGAGGGCCAUCAGUCGGACAUCUUCCACCGGCACGCGGAGGGGGGCUUCGAGCCGGCCUGCUGCUUCACGGUGUACCACGGGAACCACAUGGAGUCCCUGGACCUGGUCACUUCCAACGCAGACGAGGCCCGCACCUGGGUGACCGGCCUGCGCUACCUGAUGGCCGGCAUCAGCGACGAGGACUCCCUGGCAAGACGGCAACGCACCCACGACCAGUGGAUGAAGCAGACGUUCGAGGAAGCGGACAAGAACGGAGACGGUCUCCUGAACAUCGAGGAGAUCUACCAGCUGCUCCACAAGCUCAACGUCAACCUGCCGCGCAGGAAGGUGAAGCAGAUGUUCCAGGAGGCGGACACAGACGACCAGCAAGGAUCUCUCACCUACGAGGAGUUCUCCGUGUUCUACAAGAUGAUGUCUCUGAGGCGCGACCUUUUCCUGCUCAUGAUGGCCUACAGCGACCGCAGAGACCACCUGACGGCCGAGGAGCUGGCCGUGUUCCUGCGCACCGAGCAGAAGAUGACCACCGUGACGCCGGAGUACUGCGCUGACAUCAUCGAUAAGUUUGAGGAGUCCUCCGAUUAUAAACAAAAGGGCCUCCUGGGCAUCGAAGGGUUCACCAGCUUCAUGCGCAGCCCGGCCUGCGACGUGUUCAACCCGCUGCACCGCGAGGUGAACCAGGACAUGGAGCAGCCGCUGUGUAACUACUUCAUCGCCUCGUCCCACAACACCUACCUGACCGGGGACCAGCUGCUGUCCCACUCCAAGACCGACAUGUACGCCUGGGUGCUGCAGUCGGGCUGCCGCUGCGUGGAGGUGGACUGCUGGGAUGGUCCCGACGGAGACCCGGUGGUCCAGCACGGCUACACCCUGACCUCCAAGAUCCCCUUCAGGGCCGUCAUCGAGACCAUCAACAAAUACGCCUUCGUCAACAACCGGUACCCGGUGAUCCUGUCCAUAGAGAACCACUGCAACAUCCAGCAGCAGAAGAAGAUCGCCCAGUACCUGAGGGAGAUCCUGGGGGACAAACUGGACCUCGGACACAUUCUCAGCAGGGAGUCCAAGAACCUCCCCAGCCCCAAUAGCCUGCAGGGCAAGAUACUCAUCAAAAGUUCAAAAGGAGUGUUGAGGAAGUCUCAAAGUCGGUCCUUCAUCACGACGCUCAAACAGAAGAGGCACUCCAAGUCCAGACUGACGUGCCAGAGUGUGGAGAAGGAUGACGAUGAGCAGGACAGCGCCUACAGAGAAGCUGGAGGACAGUUCAACAGGGGGGGGAGGAAGAGGAAGACGAUGAAGCUCAGCCGAGAUCUGUCAGACCUGGUGGUGUUCACCAACUCCAUGGCCUCUCAGGAGUGCCUGGAUGAAGGUACUCCAGGGGACGUGCUGUCCUUCAGCGAGGCCCGGGCCCAGUCACUAGUCCACCACCGGGCCCCCCAGUUCCUGGCCUUCAACCAGAGGCAGCUGUCCCGCAUCUACCCCUCGGCCUAUCGCAUCGACUCCUCCAACUUCAACCCUCAGUUCUACUGGAACGUUGGCUGCCAAUUGGUCGCCCUGAACUACCAGACGGAGGGUCGCAUGAUGCAGCUGAACAGAGCCAAGUUCAUGGUGAACGGUGGCAGCGGCUACGUCCUUAAGCCGCCGCCCAUGUGCCAAGGGUCUCUCAACCCUUUCUGUGAUGACCCUCUGCCAGCGUACCCCAAGAAGCAGCUGAUGCUCAAGAUCAUCAGUGGACAGCAGCUGCCAAAGCCCCCCGAUUCCAUGCUGGGGGAUCGGGGCGAGAUCAUCGACCCGUUCGUGGAGGUGGAGAUCAUCGGCCUUCCUGCUGAUUGCUGUAAGGAGCAGACACGGGUGGUUGACGACAACGGUUUCAACCCGGUCUGGGAGGAGACCCUGUCCUUCACGCUCCACAUGGCGGAGGUGGCCCUGGUCCGGUUCCUGGUCUGGGACCACGACCCCAUCGGACGGGACUUUGUUGGGCAGCGGACUGUGGCCUUCAGCAGCCUCAUGCCUGGUUACAGACAUAUAUAUUUGGAGGGUUUGACCGAGGCUUCCAUUUUUGUACAUAUAUCAGUACAUGAAAUCUACGGAAAGUGGAGCCCCCUAAUCCUGAACCCCAGCUUUACCAUAAUGCACUUUCUAGGAUCUAACAAGGGUCACCAGCUGCGGGGCAUCAGGGGCUUCUUCAGUCGCUCCUCCAAGUCCUCUGUGGAGGCCAACUCCCCCGCCGCUCUGAAGACCCGCUCCAUCAGCGACCACCUGCUGCGGCGCACGGCCAGCGCCCCCGCCAAGGGACGCAAGAAGACCAAGCUGGCCCUGACCGAGUCCAUGGCCUCCAUCUCGGACCCGAGGCCCAGCCCGGACCGGCCGGUGGGCCCAGCGGGAGAGAGUGUGCAGGGACCCGAGGGGGCGAUGGAGAAGCGGCCCCAGCUCCGUCCCUCUCUCACCCACCGGCCCAUCUCCAUGCCCCUGGACCGUCUCCUGGAGGGCCAGCUCAGCCUCUGCUCCUCAGAGAAGGGGCGCCAUCAUCUGGGCGCAGAUGCUGUCAUCGGAAUGAGUCCCUUAGACCGGCCCAGGUCUACGUCUGUGGGUCUCCUCAUCGAAUCAUCUGCCACAGAUCAACUGAGCUUCUCAACCCCUUCAAAGACAUGUACGGAUAGAAUCACUCAGCGCAGCAAAUCAGUAGACACCUCUCAUCUUGUCAUCGGCGAAGAGGAUGAAAGAAGCGGAAAGGAUUAUUCCAAAGAACAAUCACAGGAACUUCCCAAUCAACGAAAGAUGAUGGGGUGCGGGUUCACGGGGACACAGAGGAUAUGCGUGAGGUCCCCGUUUGGUGGCUCGCAGAGGAGGCGGCAGGCGACGGAGACGUCUUCGGACGGCACCACCUACACGGUAGCACCUUCCGCCCCCUCCUCUGGGACUCCCCUGAGCCCGGUGAACAUGGACCGCUCCAACAAUCUGCGAAGCCCCAACUCCCUACAGGACAGUACCCUCUCCAGGCUCAUCGACGCCGUCUCCCUAGGCAACGAGAAUGACACCCGUGGCUCCAUUUCUGCUCUGAUUGGUCAGUUUGACAACACUGUUGAUCAAAGCAAUCGUUCGACCACCUCUAAUGGGGGAGCGAAGAACGAACAUCAGAGGCUUAACGGCUUCCUCAACCUUUCUGUUCAAAAUUGUAGCACUCCGAACCAGUCCAACAUCCCUCACAAAGGGUUGCAGGACUACAUGUCUCCUCUUUGCAUGGGUUCAUCAAAUGGCCAAAUCAGCAUAAAAGGUCCAAUUAGUCCUCAAAAGGCUCAAAAGUCAGACUCUCCAAACACAAGACUCUAUUCACCCCGGAAGAUCUCCCAGGCCGACCAACCUGCUCCCCCUGCUCCGGCUUCCUUCCACAGCCCCGAGACGACGGAGCAGGAGGAGGUUUACACCAUCCUGGAUGAGGAGGUGCUGUCCCCUACCUCCAUGUACAACCUGAAGAAACAGACGGUUCAUUUCCAGGCCCUGGACUCUAUGAGAAGCACUCAAACGUCAAACGGCCUGGGCUUCUCCCCAUCCAAGCUGUCCCGAGGUUUGGGGUCAGAGGAUGGCAUGGGGCGGUGUGUUGACCAAGAAUGGAGGGGAGGCCAUCCUAUGGAGGUAGAGGAAAGUGUGUAUGAAGAGGUGUAUGACCCAGCGGGUCCCAUCCUAGAGCCGGGCCGUGGGGUGGCAUGCAGCUACAACGGCUACUCUGUGGAUCGCCCCACGUCCCAGUUUUCCCGCGACAUGGCUGGGUGUGCUUAUAAGGAGGUGGAGAUAAACGUGGACGAGGAUCCUCUGGAAAGGAUGCUGCCCCCGUCCCGGCAUGUCCACAUGCUCACCAGCCCGACCAAACGUCACGCUAUCUACCAGAACAACGACUCGGCUCAGUUGCACCGUUUGCCCCAGAUACAGCCUUCCUCCUCUUAUAACGCUCACCAAAGCUCGCCACACAAAUCUCAAUAUUCGCAACGUUCCUCCCCUGUGUCCAAACCUUAUUUUCAGCAGCCGCAACAAAGCCAGCUUGUUUCAAACUCCCAGCCGUCUCUUUAUCAAAGGUCGAACAAUUCUCAAAUUUUGAUGACACAGAGCCCCCUUCGCCAGAACAGCUACCCAUCUCCGCAGUAUAAACCAGAGUCCUACGUCAACAACAAAGACUUUGCAAAACAGAGAAACUACAACGGCAGCAAUGGCAUGAAUGGCUUCCACAGGGAGACGGGCAACACAAUAGAGAGGGAGUUGGUAGGACACUUCCAGAGCAGCCCUUCUGCCUCAGAGUUUCUCCCUGCCAAGUCAGUGGUAUCUCGCGUUCUCUCCAGAGAAAGAGCCAUGUGUUCGCCCACCCCUUAUUCCGACGGGGCGCACGGCCAGCUGGAUACGGACUGCCACACGCCUGAAUCACACUACGUCAACUUCACGAGUCCAAGCCAUCCGCAGACACCCAGACAAACCACCUCUCCGCGGGAAGUGUGUUCCCAUCUCAACGACGCGCAGCAGCGUCAGCCUGACGCCACACGGCCUCCCUCAGAGCCACGCUUAGAGCCGUUCCCAUCGCUCCCCCAGUCCGGCCCAGUGAGCAGCCAGGCAACCGGUCCCAGCAAAUCCAAAUCCCUGGGAGACCUGACAUCGGAGGACAUCUCCUGCAACUUUCAGAGUAAAUACCACAUCAUCAGCCGCAGUUUCAUCACCCCCCACAUGAGGGACCGCAAGAGGAUCGGCACCCUGGGGCGACCCGCGCCCCCAGCACAGUCUUCCGACCCUCUUACCCAGCAGCUACGCAGGCUGUUGAACCUCGACGCCGUCGAGUGCGAAGAGUCCGUUCCCGGGACGGAGCCUCCGCAGCCGCCUCAUGCCACCCAGCGACCGCCCUCUCCGCCGCAGCCCCGGGACACGGUCGCGUCCUCCGCCCACGGCGUGGACGUGGAUGGCUCACCGCCGCCGCUCACCCGUCGGCUGUCCUCGCGCAGCCAGAGCCGCGUGCGCCACAUCAACAGCCGCGCCCGCGAGAGGCAGCAGGAGGCGCUCAAGCCGCGGUCAGAGCUGGGGGGCAACGGCGGGAGCGGCGGCGGCGGGGUGGUGCUGCGCAGCAAACCCGUGUCACAGACGCCGGCGCCGAACAGACAUUCCACGGGCUCCUAUAUCGCCGGGUAUCUGGGGCAGCUGGAGGACAGGGGCCUGCCGGAGGGGUCGUGUGCCCCGCUGCAGCAGGGAUACGCCGACCGCUACGGGGACGGGUACUACGGUAACUACUCACACCCGAUGCCGGCGGACUCUUCCUACGCCUCCACGGAGCCUGAGGUGUACUUCCUGCUCAGAUUGUAGCGCCAACACCUGCGGGAAUGAGAAGAAGAGGUGGACACAUACAUACUUGAAGGAAGUGCAAUUACACCGGAAAUCCUCAUCCACACGCACACUUUUAGAUUUCCUUAUUCUAAAGUGUAUCCUUUGUACAAUAUAGCUGGUGGUAUGUACAGUGUGUUAUGGUUGGACCAGAAAGCAUGUACUUCCUGUAUGAGAUGACCACAGUUCAAUAAAGUGGGAGUUUUCAUGGCGCCAACCGUCGUGGCAAUGUAGCCUAGUGUCUUUGUCCUGUUUGGUCUGUGAAAGUACUUUAAAAUGCAUUCUAGAAUACUGCACAACACUGUUCGCUCUGUUUGUGUAACGUACCGUCAGAACUAUCUGUACUGUUGAAGCAGAUUCCUUGACCCUUGUAUCUUUUGAAUGUGAAUUUAUUUCAAACAGACACUUUUACAUAAUGAGGUCUAUUUUAUCAAAGAUCUCCUUGAAGUCUUCCUUUUCAGUAUUACUUCUAGGUGUAUAUACUGGCUGUGUGUAAAUAUUUCAGUUUUGUUUCCCAUGAUAGAAUCGAUUUGGCAACGGUUUCUUGUUAAGAAUGGCCUGCAAAUGUUUUAGUUUUCUGCAUGUAGACUGGACAUCUCGAGCAUGACUAUGCACAAACCUAUUCAGUUGAUGUUGCGAUGCCCGUCAAGAAUUACCUGGAACAAUGUGUGAAAUAAAGACACAGACUUGCUUGCAUUAGGUGCAAUACAGUACAUAGACUUGCUUGCCUAUAGUAUGUUCAUUUUUACGUAGGAAUCAAAAACACUGUAUUAAUCAUUGUAUUUUUAUAAUUACUUUGAUACUGACUGCAUAAAUACAUCAAUCCUUGGAAGUGGUAACUUGACAUGUCACUACACUGAGGUUUAAGUGGAUACGCAUACAGGAGACGCAGGAGUCAAAUAGAGAGUUUUAGACUGGGCUAAACUACAGUUUUUUGUAAUAUUUUUUUCAGUGUUGGACCUAUCGUCUGUGUAUUAUUACUCAUUAGAGUACUAUGGGCAUUUCCCUACAAAUGCAAUAAAAUAUCAAAUCACUUGAUUUGAGGAAAACAA